GUUUGAUCUUACUGUUCUAUCUCGUAUUUUAUGGCUUCUUAGCAGCACUCUUCACAUUCACAAUGUGGGUUAUGCUUCAGACACUGAGCAGUGAUAUACCAAAAUAUCGUGACCGGAUUUCUAGUCCAGGACUUAUGAUUUCACCAAAGCCAGACACUGCAUUGGAAUUUUACUUUAACAAGAGUGAUGCUCAGUCAUAUGCAGAAUACGUUUCUACACUUAGAAAAUUUCUUGAAUCAUAUGAUGAUUCAAAGCAAUCCCAAAACAUAAACUGUACACCAGGAAGGAUUUUUGAUCAGAAUGAUGUUGCUGUUAAAAAGGCAUGUCGAUUUAACCUCUCUGAGCUUGGACAAUGCUCUGGAAAGGAAGAUAAGACCUUUGGCUAUUCUAAGGGAACUCCCUGCGUGCUUGUGAAAAUGAACAGAAUAAUUGGAUUAAAGCCUGAAGGGGAACCACGUAUAUACUGUACAUCUAAGGAAGAAGGCAUGGUUGAGAUAAAUUAUUUUCCUCCUGAAGGCUUGAUUGACUUAAUGUACUUUCCAUACUAUGGGAAAAGCUUGCAUGCUCACUAUUUACAGCCUCUAGUGGCUGUUCAACUAGCAAUUAACUCCAACAGUACCAAAGAAGAAAUAGCAAUUGAGUGUAAGAUCCUGGGCUCACCUAAUUUAAAAAAUGAAGAUGAUCGUGACAAGUUUCUGGGACGAAUUGCCUUCAAAGUUCAGAUGACUGAAUAGCAGGAGUAAAAAAUUCUCCACAAAGUAAACAUUGUAUUGUCUGUUUUGUAUCAGCUGGACAUACCAUUCUAGGAUAUGAGACCACCUUGGAGAAUGUUAAGGUGGUUUAUGGUGUUCAGGGUAGCAUAAUAAUAUGCUUCCAAAUUGUAUGUUUAAAAUCCCUCAAAAUAAAUGCCUAUCCUGCUUCUGCCUGCCCCAUUGGAACAAUGUACAGACUAUAGUUAUGUCAUAGGGACCUGUAAAUAGCUGUUUUCAAACACAUAAUAAUGGUGACCUUUGUCCUGUUCUAAAAUGUGGUUUUAUCCCCCAAGUGAGUGUCUCAACCUAAAUGUGCUGUGCUAUGUAAAUAUUGUAUUGAUUUAACACUGGUUUAACUGUCAUAUCUCAAUGCUGACACAGUUAUAGGGAUAAAUAAUAAAUGGUACCUGAUUGACAUAGUGACUUUUUGUAAAAGUAAACACCUCCAACGUAAAUUGUGUGUAUGGGAGUGGGUGGGUGGAUGGAUGGAUGGCUGCGUGGAGAUGCCUUAAAUUGUAGACUGGGUGGCGUGGGAGAAUUGAAAUGGAUUUUAAGAGUUGGUAUGGACUUCUGAAAGUAAGUGCUCAACUAGUACUUUCUUGUGCUUGUCACUGUGCAAGUAUUGUGUACAUGUAAUACUUGGUAUAGAGUUUGGUAUUCUAGCUGAAGAAUUGCAUCCUUCUUCGUGGUGUUAAUUGCUUGCGAUAUGUGGAGCACAAAUAAAAACUAGACAAUAUUUUAAAACUUUUUAGUUCAGAAAUACCAAUAUACAACAAUUUACAUUGUUAGGGUCCUGGUAACAGUUGUACAACAGAGCUGCUUAAAAGAAAUGGCUUCGCUAUUGUGGGAACAGGCUUUCAUUUUCCAAUUAAAAAAUUUCCUGAAGAAACUCUGUUUAA
Messenger RNA from Phaethon lepturus (White-tailed tropicbird), 1651 nucleotides. RefSeq names its product ATPase, Na+/K+ transporting, beta 3 polypeptide (gene ATP1B3). Gene Ontology annotation, biological process: potassium ion import across plasma membrane; intracellular sodium ion homeostasis; sodium ion export across plasma membrane. The record is from RefSeq and is a predicted model, not a curated record. The transcript is spliced from 6 exons. The annotation marks the transcript as partial. Lineage: Eukaryota; Metazoa; Chordata; Aves; Phaethontiformes; Phaethontidae. Gene Ontology annotation, molecular function: ATPase activator activity. Gene Ontology annotation, cellular component: sodium:potassium-exchanging ATPase complex.